This is a messenger RNA of Meloidogyne enterolobii, 4797 nucleotides long. The record is from the annotation of a GenBank genome assembly. Lineage: Eukaryota; Metazoa; Nematoda; Chromadorea; Rhabditida; Meloidogynidae.
AUGUCCUCUGCUUCAUCAACCCCAAGGAGUAUUUCUCCUUGCUUCAAUGUUGUUGAACGCUCUACUGGUAGACGCUUCUUGGCACAAAGGAAGCCUUUGGAUGAAGAAUUGGAAAGGGAUAUUCAAAUGCAUAAUGUUUUGCGUGAAUCGCCUGAUCUUGCUCAAUUACACCAAGUUUUGGUGGAGGAUGGUGAAGCUGUGAUAGUUUAUGGAAACGCAGAUCGCUCCUUCCUUGAUUCUUUACUACCUCCACCAUCUAGACGUUCACAUUCAAGAUCUCCUUCUACAUGUCAAGUUGGGGAAGCAGCACCCCGUCCUUCUGGAGCCAGGGAAGAACAAGUACAGAUCUUUGUAAAACAAUUACUAACAGCUCUAGCUUAUAUGCAUAGUCGGGGGAUUGUUCAUUUGGAUUUGAGACCAGAGGUUAUUUUACUGCAGGAUGAUCAUCUUCGACUUGCCGAUUUUGGUCAAAGCAGACGCUUAAUUAAUGGAAAAUUGAUGGGUGGUUCAAUUAAAUCUAACCCAGAAUUUGUUUCUCCAGAGGUAGUAGCUGGAACAGAACCAGUCACUUUAGCAGCUGAUAUGUGGAGUGUUGGAGCCCUUACUUAUGUACUCCUUUUUGGUCAAUCACCCUUUCUUGGUGAUAAUGAUGAAGAAACUUUGCAAAAUGUCUUAAAAGGGGAGUUUCAGUUUGAUGAUACAAACCAACAAAUUUCGUCUAAUGCUCGUGAAUUUGUUAGGAAACUCCUAGUUAGAGAUCCACAUGGACGUAUUGAUGUUCAACAAGCAUUGACUCAAGAGUGGUUAUCCGAUCCUUCCUUAGACGAUGCUAAGCUUUCUACUGAUUGCUUACGUGAAUUUAAAUAUCGACAUCAAUGGCUCGAACGUCGAGUAUUUGUACAACAAACUCCUUCGGAGCAAUUAACACAAAUGGUGGAAGCACCUCGAGCUUUGUGUACUGCAAGCAGUAAGAGGCCUACAGCGGAGCCUGCUACGCCUUCAGAAAUUUCUAGAAGGGAACCUUUAGCUGUAUAUGAUUAUUUGCAUAUUCGAGCUGAGGAACAAGCAGCAAAACAGCCACAUUUUGCCCAACAAAUUCAAUCUCUAAGACAGAAGGGUCUUUCUCCGUUGCCAAUGCGUGAAUCUCCAACACCUAGAGGCCAAAAUAAUUUUGGUGGCCAACCUUUUGGAGAUAGAGGAGGGCAACAACAACAACCUCCAUUCCCUAUACCUCCAAAUAAACGAAGUCAAUCUCCUGGAACUCCUCGAUUUCCAACAGAACCUCCACCCAUUCCAGACUGGAUUGUCUCUCAAUUACCCCCGGGCGUUAAAAAAGAACAUUUGCGAUGGGACCCCUACGGAGGAGGAUUCUAUUUGCCUCCAGAAUUUCAACCGAAAGGUCAGGGAGCCCCUCCACCCUUACCUCCUCGUAGCAGAAGUGGCUCAUCGGAAAGAUCAGCCCCCGGUGGGGGAUAUCAACAGCAAACUGGACCCCCUCAGUUUGCACCUUUACCUGCAGGAAUUUCAAAGAAAAUCGAGGAGAUGGCUGCAGCUGCGGCAAAGAAACAAAAGCAACCACAACAACAGCAGCAACAGAAGUUGACUCCUGAAGAGACCGAAUUCCUUGCUGAUUUGGCUAAGCAAUUUGGAAUUACUGAAUUAAAAUUAGAGGAUUUAAAAAAUCCUCAAUCAGCCCUUAUGAAAUUAAUUAGAGGAGAACGUCGACAGAUUCAAGAGGAGCUUGCUAAUCGUGUUCUUUCCGAUAUUUCCGAGGAAAGCGGUGGUGGUGAUUCGAAUAGCUCAGCCACCCAAAACAGUGAACGUUCCUCUGGUACAACUACUCCUCGGCCGCAAAAACAGGUUCCUCGAAGAACAACAACCCCAAUAGAUGCUAUGGAUGCUGACGGGGAAGGGAGUACAACAACCACAGCUGAACAUGAAGGUCCUUCCUCUAGUACGGUAACUCCCUUAGCCUCUCCCGCAUUUAUGGCCGAAUCUCCUCCUCCACUUAAUCAACAAUUACAACAUUUUUUCCCAUCAGAGAAACUUCCAGACGAUAUUUCAUCCCCACCCGAAAUACUUGAUGAAGCAGAACAGCAUUUUACUAGCAAACAUCUUCCCCUUCAAAUCCCAGAUUUUGGUAUAAAAUCGCCCGUACAACUUUCACCACGCGGGGAACAUACUAUGAGUGUUCAGAUUGUGCCGAAGAAAGAGGCCCUAUCGCCAAAUGCUUCUCAUGAUUCAGCAGUCCAAAAACCUUCCCCUUUCCGUCACUUGCCUGAUACAGAAUUUGAUUUACUAAUGGAUGCAGUUGAUAGAGUUAAACGUGAUCAAGACAAACGAAAAUCUGAGAAAACCCCAGCUUUACUUAAACAAGAAGAAAAAGACCUAGAAAGUUAUAGGCCAUAUUCAGCUUAUGCUGAGUAUGAACGUGAAGUAAAAAGUUUACAAACACUUAAAAAUAUUAGUGGAGAUGAAGAUUUUGCUUGGGAAUCAAAUUACCAAAUUGGGCCAGAAACUUUAUUGGUGCCAACUUUUGGAGCUCGUUUUAAUGCUCGAGUUAGAGAUUAUAGGCGUGGAAUUUGGGGUGAUUCUGCUGCCUAUGUUUUUUCUGGAGAACUUGGAGCAAGAAAUACAGAUGUGACUGUUAGAGAAAGGCGUAGAUAUACUGAUUUAAUAAGAGAAGAACCCCUAGUUGCAAAAUCAGUUGAUAACGUACUUGAAGGUUUACUCCAAACCCAUGAAGGUGCACAACGACGAGUAACAAAUGGGGAUGAAAUUGAAGCCCAAGGAGAAACUUCUCCUGAAGCGUUACAAAAUGGUGGCGAUAAAAAAUUUGCACCCAUUUUCCGUUCACGUCUACGUGAUGGUUAUUUUUCUGAGAAUUCUCCUUCUGUCUAUAUGGAAUGCCAGCCUAUUGGUAACCCUCCGCCUGAGGUUACCUUCUUUCAUCAUGAAAGUGCACUAUGUGAGGAUGGUCGGCAUCAAAUUACCCGUUUAGGGAAUAAUAUAUGGAGAUUAACCAUUUUAAAACCUCUACACGGUGUAGACACAGGGGAAUACUCAUGUGUUGCUACAAACGAAUUGGGGCGAGAUAAAUGUAUUUGUAAAUGUAUUGGAGGAGAACCUCCAAAUCGUCCUUCCCGUCCCGAAGUUGAAUUAUCUGCGGACACUGAGGUUUAUGUCAGUUGGGAAGCACCUGAAAGGUUACCUGUUACGCUAAACGGGACUACUUAUCGGAUUGAAUGUAGACCCGCAGGUGAACGUGAUGCUUUUUCGGCUUGGACAUGUUUAAGUAAUUGUGUUGAGGAAGAAGCAGUGGUGAUUAAGCAUUUAUUGCCUCAAGGUAUUUACCAAUUUCGCGUAACUGCUAAAAAUGAAUUUGGAUGGGGAGAGCCUUCGAUACACUCAAGAAUUAUUCGGACACAUCCUCGAGACGUAUUACGUAAGGAAGGGCGUCGAUUUACUGUAGUUAUUAUGCCACAAAAAAGUAAAGGCCCAGGGCUUACCGAAAUUCAAGAAGAAUUGGCUGAAAGAGAAGAGGAAGAAGACGAGGAAGGAAUUGAAAUACAAAAUGAUGAAAAUACUAGAAAGGAUUCUUUAAGGAAUGGAUCUGUUAAUGGGAACGGAAAUGGAUUUUCGAAGAAAGUUCAAUUAAAUACUAGUGAGGACCCGCUUAAACGAUUCCAGCUAGAAACAGAACUUUUCCGUGGCCAGUUUAGCGUUAUACGUUAUGCCAUUGACUCUAAAACAAGUUCCCAUUGUAUAGUUAAAAUACGUGCCUCACCUACUCACGGUUCAUUAAUGUUUGCAACACCAGCAGAACGCAUGAAAGCGGCAUUAAUUGAAUAUGAAACGCUAUCAGAGUGUCAACAUGAAAAUAUCGUUCAGCUUUUAGCUGCUUAUUGCUCCGACAAUGCUUUCCAACUUCUUUUCAUGGAGCGGCUUUAUGAAGAUAUUUUUCAUAGAUUUGUGAGACUUGAGACAUAUUCCGAGGAACAAAUAGCUUUUGUUAUUCGUCAAAUUGUUGGUGCUCUUCGAUGGAUCCACUUUUGUGGAUUUGUUCAUGGUGACGUUGAACCUACAAAUGUAAUGUUCACAACAAAACGAGCUUGGCAUGUUAAAUUAAUUGAUUUUGGGAGAGCUCGUCUUAUAGGUUCGCGUAAUGGAUUAGCAGGUGAUGGACAGUUACUUGAAGAAUGGACUGCACCAGAAGUUCUAUUAUUAACAACUAAAAAGACGUCUAACAGUUUGGAAAAUAAUUCUGCCAAAAAUAUCGAAGAUCAAAUUUUGGCCAAUCAGCAAAGUGAUAUGUGGGGUCUUGGCCUAAUUACUUUUUGCCUACUUGCUGGUUUCCAUCCAUUUGCUGAUGAGACGGACACACCUCAAGAAGUACGGCGUAAUGUACUUGAACAGCGUUGUGAUCCGAACCUUAUCCCAGUACAGGCAAGCGAAGAAGCACUCAAAUUCGUUUUCUGGGCUUUAAAGAAACAGCCAUCGCGGAGAAUGCGUACAGACGAAGCACUUUCACAUCGGUGGUUGGCAUCAGAUCAGGCAAUGGUUCGCCGCCGUGAAAACAUAAAAUAUGGUUCCUAUCGGCUUAUACGUACAGCAAAACGUCGCCUUCAGCAUCAAUGCCAGUUUGCACGAAAUGGAGUUGGAGGGAAUGAAAGACAGUUGGAUAAAGCUGAGAAUGGAACUGGGUUUAGUCAGAAUAGACGGUCUGAAGUGAACAGAUCUUCAACAUCCCAAAACAAUGGGAUGCCAAGGCAGCGAAUUGUUUCAGCUGAAUGUUAA